Penicillium atrosanguineum is the source of this 1110-nucleotide messenger RNA. RefSeq lists its product as uncharacterized. NCBI's taxonomy places the organism in Eukaryota, Fungi, Ascomycota, Eurotiomycetes, Eurotiales, Aspergillaceae. The transcript has 4 exons. Bases 1 to 1110 code for a protein of 369 amino acids. The record is from RefSeq and is a predicted model, not a curated record.
AUGCCACCACCAAGCACCCCAAAGACGCGCAAGAAAAUUAGCGACACAGCGACCCAGGAGCCAGAGACCCCCAAGGGCCUGUCAAAACUGGUGAUUGAACUGUCCACCAAGAGCAAGCUCGAUGAAUUUCGCUGUUUCUUCGACCUGAAGCCAGGACCAUGGGACAAGCUCAGGGGGCAACUGAAUAACCACGUUCAGUCAAACUACUCUUGGACCAGCCUCAAGGACGACAAGACUCUGCGUCACUUCUGCGCCGAGGAGUUUCUCGAGGAAUAUGCAGUUACGUAUUGGGGUGACGGUAACCGAGAGAAGAACCUGAUUGAAGAUCGUCUCUACGGGGAGGACAGCGGUUGCAAAUAUCCUGACGACGAGACACCAAUGAUCGAUGUCCUCGUGAUGCUCCUCGAGAAAUCAUCCAAGUCGAGGCGCACUUCAACUAUGCAGGAUGUAUCUAACACUCGUCCCGAUGAGUCUAUUGCCACAGGUUCUGUCGCCGAUUCUGUCAUCGAAAACAAAGCCGUCGAGCAAACGCUUGAUGUCAACCAGCGUGAUUCUCCCCUUCCGACUCCGAUUCCGAGCAUCGAGAUCAUUACACGAGCUCCAAAUCUCCAAGAAGAAUCUGCAGGAGGUCUGUUCGGCCCUGGGCGUCUUAUUACCGGUGGCUAUCUCGCUUCUCCGCGCGCUGCCACCGAAGGUCUGGUUUCACGACAUCCUCCCACCACAGAUGUCGUUCAGCACCCGAAAGCGCACUCCGGGUCGAAUAUGCUGGCCACCUACUUUCUGGUGACCUCAUCAGAAAGUGACAACCCGCAGGAACCCGUAUGCGUCCCUUUCGAAUUCUUCCAUGACGCGGACGACUUCCUGAACAAAAUGGAGGAUAAAGCCGGCGCCACAGUCUCCAAGCAGCUCUACUCUGAGAUGGCCUGCCUGAACCGGUGUUACGCGGUGGUCCAUCUGAAUUGGAGCGGCGUCUCGUUCAUGAUUCGCCGAGGCAAGCCGGAUCUGCAAGCGCUGGAGAAUCGAGUGAUUUGUGCCUGGAACGCGAAAGACGAGGGUACACUGAACAUGAUCGAGUUUGAGAUCGGGGUGACUCUCAAGCCUAAUCUCUGA